Messenger RNA from Amoebophrya sp. A120, 615 nucleotides. NCBI's taxonomy places the organism in Eukaryota, Dinophyceae, Syndiniales, Amoebophryaceae. The record is from the annotation of a GenBank genome assembly.
CGAGAGAUGAAAUACAUCAAGAACCACUAGCUGCGCCGUGGAUGGUACCACAACUUCGCGAAAACGUAUUUCCAGGUAGUUAUGCGUCCUGCUCGUGUGGCUACUUGAUAUUCAACAGCGGACGAUAAUUUAUCUGAAGAACACACCGCAAGUAGGAAGAGCCCAAAAUGUCAAACUUUUCCUCCUCCUCCUCUUCCUCGCGUACUAAACACGAUCCACCACACGUCCUCGUCCCUUCGCACCCACCACCAAACGGCUGCUUGGUGCAGAUCCACGGCCUAACAGGACGGGCCGACCUGAACGGAAAAUUUGGCGUCGUUUGUGAGUUGACGAUUUCAGAAAGAAGAAGUAGAACAGAAAAGAAGCAUGUCCAGGCUACAACUACAUCUACCACUACCUCCUCUUCCUCGUCAACAUCCACAUCUUGUUCCGCAGCAAAUGCAGGUUCAGGUGGCGUCGGAGAUGCUGAUCCGACAAGAAAGAACAGUAGUCCCUCUAGUACUAGCACCCCAUUCACGAUCGAAGUUGAAAAUCCUGCCCCUUCACCAGAACAAGCCGCCGACGGCCAAGAUGAAACUGAUGAUCCAGAUCCCCGCUGCAAAGUCCGUGUGUUGA